Molecule: messenger RNA, 627 nt
Organism: Meloidogyne enterolobii
Lineage: Eukaryota; Metazoa; Nematoda; Chromadorea; Rhabditida; Meloidogynidae
Source: the annotation of a GenBank genome assembly
AUGAAAUGCGCAAGAGGGAAAGAAGGUCUAUCCCUUAAGAUAAAGUCAUAUCUAACAACUGUCUCUACUCAAAAUAUUUUAAAUUUUAAAAUUCAGACAAUGAAAAAAUCCUUAGAAGGGGGUAAACUUUUCUUUAGUGUUGAACGUUUUGAUUACACUAAAGGAAUUUUGGAGAAAUUAGAAGCCUACGAAAGAUAUCUUAAAAACCAUCCCGAUAGAAUUGGUAAAGAUGUGUUUUAUCAAUUGGCUCCAUUAAACCGUCAAAAAAUACAUACCUACAGCAGGUAUCAGAAUGAUUGUAGAGGUCUAGUAUGGAAAAUUAAUAAAAAAUACGGAGAAGAUUAUGAAAGGGAAGACGGGCAGAUAAUUAAGAAAGGAUAUGUGCCAGUUGAUAUCCGCACGGACGGUAUGAAACGAGAAGAAUUAGUUUUGCGUUAUAUGGCUAUGGAUAUUGGGAUUGUUACACCUGUAAAGGAUGGAAUGAAUUUGGUAGCUAAAGAAAUGAUUUUAAGUAAUCCAAAAGCUGCUCUUAUCCUUUCUGAAGGUGCAGGAACUCAUCAUCAAUUUUCAGAAAAUAGAUUGGGUGGAGAAUAUCAUUUGGUAAUCACAUUAUUUAAACAAAUUUAA